This is a messenger RNA of Neomonachus schauinslandi (Hawaiian monk seal), 3078 nucleotides long. It is a transcript of the gene NKAPD1, whose product is annotated as NKAP domain containing 1. The record is from RefSeq and is a predicted model, not a curated record. Lineage: Eukaryota; Metazoa; Chordata; Mammalia; Carnivora; Phocidae.
AAGGGAAGCCCGCUCCCUUGUCUCCCAGACUGAUUCCUCCCCCCAAAUCCCCGCCACGCGAGGCUGCGGCGCACGAUUGAAGAAUGUCCCGUGUUCCAUUGGGGAAAGUCCUCCUGAGGAAUGUCAUCCGGCACACAGAUGCUCACAAUAAGAUUCAGGAGGAAUCAGAUAUGUGGAAAAUAAGAGAACUGGAGAAACAGAUGGAAGAUGCUUACCGGGGGACCAAAAGGAAAAUGUUACCCAGUAGUUCAAGCCGGAUGCGUAGUGAUGGUUUUGAUGAAGAAAGUCAAAGAGACUAUUGGAGGCCAAAGAAUGAAAUUUCUGGGGCACUGGAAGAUGAUUUUCUUAAGGCAAAAUCCUGGAAUAAGAAGUUAUAUGAUUAUGAAGCUAAUAUGCCAGACAGAUGGGGUCACAGUGGUUAUAAAGAGUUAUACCCUGAAGAAUUUGAAACAGACAGUAGUGAUCAGCAAGAUAUUACCAAUGGAAAAAAAACAUCUCCCCAAGUAAAAUCAUCUACCCAUGAGUCUCACAAACACAAGAAGUCAAAGAAAUCUCACAAAAAAAAGCAGAAAAAAAAGUCACACAAAAAACAGAAGAAAAGCAAAAAAGAAGCCACGGAUAUAACAGCAGAUUCCUCAAGCGAGUUCUCGGAAGAAACCGGGGCUUCUAGUACCAGGAAAAGGAAACAGUCACAUAAGCGCAAGAAAAAAUCCAGGAAAAAGUCUCUCAAAAAAUCUGCUUUAUUCUUGGAUGCAGAAAGUGACACUUCCCAGUCAGAUGAUUCCGCAUCCAGCAGUUCUGAGGAAGGUGAGGAAAGAGACACUAAGAAAACCAAAAGGAAAAAGACAGAUAAAAAAGUCCAUAUCCCUAUAGUUAACAAUGAAAUACAGGAGAGGACGAACAAACGCACAAAUUGGAAAGUGGCUACAGAUGAAAGGUCUGCAGAGAGUUCAGAGGAUGACUAAAUGAGAUAUUCUCCAUUUCCCAUCUGACUGGUUACUUACAGCUCUUCCACCUUGGGGUUUUGCCAGUGACUCUGUUGCCUGGCACAGGGGCCCUGAGGUCAGAGCUGUCCUGUGCCAUCUAUCUACAUUCUGACAGACUUCUUGUCUUCUGUUUUGGCCUGUUAAACUUGAUCCUCUUAUUAAUAGGGAAUCUGGUAUUUUGUUAUGAAGUUUUCUUGAAGAGAUUAUUUUUUGCAAUUAAUCACAUUUAGGGUAGAGUGCAAAUGCAACAAAUUGAAGGACCCAGAAAGCUGAAUCCCAGUAACAACCUGGGUACACCAAAUGGGAUGUAGAAUUUGGGGAAAGCAAGGGCUGGGAUCAAGAGGUGGAUUGGAACUGGUGCUGUGUACAAUGUUGGAACAUCGUAUUGCUCUGUUUAUAUAGCAGGUGCCACAACUUUGUCUUCAGCCUUGGUGCUUUGAUCUUUCUGUAUUUUGGCCUCAUAGAUGUGGUCCAGUUUAUUUAAUGAGAAAAUGAGUAAAGAGCAAGACAUUUUUCCUUCAUGAUAACAUCCAUAGACAGCUGUUAUGAGACUAGGGUUUUCUGUCAAAUUUCCCUGCUGGACAGGGUCUGUGGCUACACUAAGUAUACCCCUAAACAUGGUAAUUGGUUUAGUAAAUGGUUUUCUACUUCCUGUAUGGCCUAAAUGGACUUGUGUUCGAAGUUAUUUCUUCAGUUGUUUUGGUUAAGUCCUCAACCAAAUGGGAUAAAAUUAGGAAUUAGUCAUGCUGUCUGAUGGUGCUCUGAACAGCAUUCAGGGUAGCAGCUGCCAUUUAAAUAUUAUCUUCCUUGUUCAUUUCUAAAUCUAUUAAUGAAAUUUAGAUUUUCCCUGAAACUAGGUUGAACCAGUUCCAAAAUGCAACAGGCUUCUCAGGGAUUCACCCACUUCUUCCCAGUUUGCCUUCUGAUUAAAGCACCAAGCAGAGACCAUAUUAUUUCCCUUUGCUAUAUACUGUGAUCCCUACUGUUAAUUCUUAAGAAACCAAAAUAGCACUGAAAAAAGGCUGGCAGAACACAAGUGAAUUUUUUCAUUAUGACAGAAUACCAAGUGACAUAUCAUUGUUUUUUCUGGUUGUCACUUCAUGGUCUUGGUAGAAAGCUUGAAAACUCAGACUUUUGUUCUUGAUUCUGCCACUAAUUAGUUAUGAGGUCCGGAAAAGGUGAGUUAACCUCCCUGGCCUUACUUUCCCCGUGUAUAAUACAGAAAUACUUCAUGGUAGCAUGACAGUGUAAGACACCAGCAAUAGAAUAUAACUGUAACAACAUUCCAUGAGGUGGUAAUAUUUUACAGUUCUAACUACUAAAUUUGUUCUCUUUACAGAACAGAUGUCUAAUAAAAUGUUUAGUCAUAAAAUACAUGGUUGGCUAGAGGUUCCCUAUCCCUUGAUUAUAAGCAGGUGCUACCUUUGGGGAUAUUUACUUGAAAUAUUAAUACUCUGGUACUCAAUUGUCAAUGUUCCAUGGCGUAUAUUUUUACCUUUGGGAUUAGUAGGGGCCCAAGGUGGGGCAAACAGUUUGUAAUUACUACCUCUUAACCUAAAGACAAAUUGUUUUGUUCUUGGAAUAAGUGAAAUCUUUGUUGGAAGGAGUUUUUAGCACGUAUUUUUUUUUAGCAUUGUUUCUGUGCUAUAAAAGUACUGAUUCUAGCACAGACUCGGGAAGAUGGGCCAGUGGAACAGGCAUCUUCAGGAAGUUGGUUCUGCUUCAGUCUUGACCUUCCCUUCCUCCCAUACUAGCAGGCCUAUUUCUUUCCCCAAAAUACACAUCCUGCCUGUUUUGUUUUUGCCAUGUUUACUUUUUCUUGGUCAUAUAUAAGCAAUAAAGCUGUUUUCUGUUCUUCACCUUUCUCAACCCCAAUUUCUCUUCUAUACCUUAGGCUAAGUCUUUGAUGGUUCUUCUAGCCCCCUUAAAUAUGGCUGAGGAUGGCCUUUCAAAACCUAAGAUCUCUCAUUUGCACUACUGGUCUUGGAAUGUACUUCUAGUGUUCCUGCCAAUCAGAGAUCUCUAUAUUAAAUCCUAAAAUGGGAUUAAGGAAAAAAAAAUUUCGAGUUGGAGAAUUCAGAUUUAUUGAAUA